This is a messenger RNA of Lolium perenne, 591 nucleotides long. The record is from RefSeq and is a predicted model, not a curated record. NCBI's taxonomy places the organism in Eukaryota, Viridiplantae, Streptophyta, Magnoliopsida, Poales, Poaceae.
AUGGCCAUGCAGGGAGUUAGCUUCAUCUCUAGAAGAAGUUCAUUGUGGGCUGAAAAGAGCACUGGCAUGGACUCCUGCAAGCACAGCUCUAGACUUCCGCGAGUGAUAGUGUGGUCUUCACGAGCAUUGUCGUUGCCAUUGCUUGCUUCAAGCGAGAUGGUGUCUGCGAACUUCCCGCCCGCGCGCCUCCCACCUCCCGCCCCGCGCGCCACCCGCGACCUCACGCCCCGCCCCGCGCCGCCCCACCUCCCGCACCGCGCCCGCCCACCUCCCGCGCCGCACCGCGCCGCCCCACCUCCCGCCCGCCCCGCGCCGCCCAUCUCCGCGCGCCGCCGCGCCGCCCCACCUCCCACACCCGCGCCGCCCACCUCCCCGCGCCGCACCGCGCCGCCCCACCUCCCCGCCCGCCCCGCGCCGCCCACCUCCGCGCCGCCCCGCGCCGCCCACCUCCCGCGCCGCCCCGCGCUGCCCACCUCCCGCACCGCGCCCGCCCACCUCUCGCGCCGCACCGCGCCGCCCACCUCCCGCUCCGCGCCGCCCCACCUCCCGCCCCGCGCGCCUCCCAUCUCCGCCCCCGCGCGCCGCCCGUGA